Molecule: messenger RNA, 635 nt
Organism: Bradysia coprophila
Lineage: Eukaryota; Metazoa; Arthropoda; Insecta; Diptera; Sciaridae
Product: general odorant-binding protein 72-like
Biological process (GO): olfactory behavior; sensory perception of smell
Cellular component (GO): extracellular region
Molecular function (GO): dibutyl phthalate binding; odorant binding
Source: RefSeq, a predicted model, not a curated record
UAUAAAGCUGCUACAGAGACAAUUGAUCUUGAACGCUCCAGAUUUCGCUACAUAAAAAUGACUCGUCGACUUGUGUGGUUGGCUUUGUUGUUUUAUGUAAACUUGUGGGAAUGGGGGGAAUGUGGAGUAACUGAGCAACAAGCCCAGAAAUCAAGAGAAAUGAUAAGAAGUGUAUGCCAACCAAGAGUUAAAAUUACGACCGAGAUGGCAGAUGGAAUAAGACAGGGUAAUUUUCCAGACGACAAAGUUCUGAAGUGCUAUACACACUGUGUUAUGGAAUUGACAGGAAUCAUGAAAAAAAACAAGGUGAACUACGAGGCAGCAUUGAAAACAAUGGAAAAACUUCUAAGUGGCGACGCAUUGGAAGAGAACAGAAACUCCUUAACGAAAUGUAAGGACAGUGCUGUUGGCAUCAAAGAUAAUUGCGAGGCAGGCUUCCUAGUCGUAAAGUGCUUCUACAACAACCGAAAUGUAAACAAGGAAUUCCCAUUUCCAUAACAUUUGUUCGAUGAAUCUAGCGUACUCAACGGACAUCACGUAUUGACUAUAAGGUUUUAAAUUAAGAUUAAGAUUUUGUUUGUACCGAAUUGGCCAAUACAUAUAAGAAGCAGUUGACCAUGAACAUUAGCAAUAAA